AAACUUAUUAAAUAGAAAUGUAGUUCAAUGAGCGGUCAUCAAUCUGAUAAGGACAAUUUUGGGGAGCCGAACAAUAAUGUGGCAGACUAUUUCAUGGAAAUUGGGCUUCCGGAAUCGUUCACGGAGAGCGAGGAAACAGAAAGCAGUCGUCAGAUUCCUGUCAAAUAUCCAAUCAUUGCUAUAGCGUUAAUUUUCCCAACCCAAGGAGAGACUGUUCCUGAAGGAUGGGAGUGUAUAAGAGUAUCGCCGAGUGGGUUCCCAGCUGACUUGAAUACUAGCGCGCUUCGUGGUCAAUCGGUUUUCCUGUGCUAUAAGCGAGCCACCAGUUUGAACUUCACAGAACAACCUUUAACUGAUAUUGGUGUUUUGUACGAAGGCAGGGAAGAACUGCGGAAGGAUUGUGAGCAAAUCUACCAGUCUUACUAUGGAAGACCAGGCUACGUGAACGUCAAAUCGGCCGUGGGAGGCCAGAGGACCUACAUAACUUGCCGACGAUGGAAAUCGACAGACGAGAUGCCAAUGUUGGCAAUCACAGACAUCGCAGUUAUCUUUCCUAAGAAGGGUGAUGCUGUUCCGCACUCGUUCUACGUUGUGAGCAAGAAUAUAAAUAAGGGGUCUCUGACCGCGGCUGAAGUGUACCUUUGCUACAAGAAAUCAGUGAUCCAACCUCCAAGUUUGGUCUACGCGCCGACAGUAAUUAGCAGGUUCCCGUUGAUAGAUGCGAGGAAUUUUGAGUUGUCGCCAAUAGAACGCGACUGUGCUAACAUUGCUAUGCCAAACGGAGCAAGUAUUCAGUAUUGGGAACCUUUCGGAACCAGGAAUGUUGCAGUACCUAGUUUCUCAACAUUUUUACUGACAAAUCAGUUAGGAGUAACGAUGUACGGUGCGGCUCUAACGUUUUACGAAGAAUUCAAAAAUGUAUCGAAACUGACAUAUGAGCAACUAACAGCUCUGAAAGAUUUGGGAUCUCCCAGUAAACUGGACAAUGAUGAUCAGACGAAAAACAGUCUCCGAAAUCGAAACUUAGAUGAUAUUAACGUGAGAAUGAUGCUGCUUCAGUGUGAAAAGUGCAUUUGUUUGCUAUCGAGGAAGCCCUUCUUCCAAGCAAUCAAGGAGUUUCUGAUGUUUAUAUACGGGUUCUGUUCCACUCCUGGAGACCGAGGUCCGGUACCGGUAGAAAGACUGAUUUCGUUCUUCAUGUAUGAUGUGCCCAGUCCUAGUCUGGACAAACCAUUGAUAAUUGCCGACUUUGGACACCGAAAGAUUGAACUGACGUGGCCAUCCCCGUGUUCUUCUCUACCUCAGAAGGGCUGCUCAUUCAUAACGCUGCUUCGUAACAUCGGCUGGGAGAAUGCGAUUGAACUAUUCACUCUUGUUCUGCUGGAGGCAAGAAUUGUGUUCCACUGUCUGCGUCCCUCAAUUCUCACAACUGUCAUGGAGACACUUUGUGCUGCCAUGUUUCCCCUCAAGUGGACUGGCACUUACAUUCCGAGAUGUGCGCGUGAAAUGGUCAUGUCGGCAGAGUGUCCCGGAUGUGCCCUCAUAGGUAUUGACAAUCAAACUUAUGAUGCCCUGGAUCAAUACGACUUGUUGUCUCCCGAAGGAAGAAAACAGAUUUGCUUCGUGGAUUUGAACACAGUGCAGAUUCAAAGAUCUGAAGAAAGGAAGAAUCAGAAAGCUGAAAAACUUCUUCCAAAGAAAGCAUUUAAAAAUCUCAAGAAGGCUUUGAGCGAUUGUCACCGUGAAAUUGACGCUAACCCAGACAUCUAUGGCAACCGAGGCUGCGAGUUCAGUGUCCAAGGGGAAAGUACAGCGAUAAGACGCAAACGCUACGCCAUGGAAUUGAAAUGUCAGGAAGCGUUUUUGAAGUUCAUGACGCAAAUCAUGAAGGGAUACCAGAACUUCUUGAGACCAGGAAUCGAUGACAGCAAUAUUGGAACACCCGAUGCAUCGUCGGGAUUCCAUAAUUUUACAGACUUAUUUGACAUGAACGAAUUUCUCAAGUAUCAUAAAUCAAGCAAACCGUUUUAUAACGACUUCUGCAACACGCAUUCGUUCGCCCAUUUCAUUCACUUGAGAUCGCAUGUGAUGAAUUAUUCUUCAUCUAUGGAUGACUAUACAAAUAACUACAUCGUGUUUUUUGACCAGUGCUCCGAAAAAGAAGAGGAUGCGCGUUUACUGGAGAUCGACAAUACCCUCCUAGUUGAACAUUGUAAAUUUGUAGCGCCACCUGAGCCUCAAGAUCCAAGUGUUUCUUAUGAUUACGACGGUUUGUUUCCUAAACUCGAUCCUUCAUUGUUUACAGUCUAUCCAGAUGACUCUGCGUCGGGAAAAUUGAGUCAAAAUAGUGUAGCAACUGCGAGUAGUGCUUUGGCCACGCCAAUUCACAGUAGAUACAUAGCGGGUAAUGUUGCGGCUUCGGAUGCUGGAAUCUGGAGAACACCUGCAGAGAAAAAAGCUGCACAGAGCAAUGCUAAAGAUCUGUACGAUGCAUCCAUGAAAGUCGAUACUAAUCUGAUCAGUGCUCCACACAUUGAACAGACAGGUGGAAUUUCUACAUUGGAGGCUAGAAAGUGGGUGGCGUAUCUUCAUAUGAACUGUUACACAAUGUGGUACAUGCUCCUGCCAGCGUUUGUCGAGUUUAGAAUGAGUGAAAUGGCGGUGGUGAUUCGAUAUGCGGAGAAUCUCCUGGUGGACAUGUUGCAGAAAUUCGUGAAAGUGCCAGUGAUGGAUGGUAACAUGGGGUCCAUGGAGGACAUACAGCCAGUAUUUAUGACUGUAUCCCCUGACGAAGUGUGCUACAGAGUGAUGGUGCACGUGUUCCACAAACACGCACUCCUUUCAAACAUCUCUAAUCUGCAGAAGAUUUUGAAAAAGCACGGGGUUAAAGUAAACGCUGGGACCUACUCAUACAUGAAUAGUAUGCGGGAAGACAAGUCGGCAAGAAAGGCGGCCAAAAUGGUCGCUCUCAGGCCAAUGAACGAUGUGGCAACUGACUCUGAAAGUGUUUUGGAAAAAGCUUCAGUAAAGUUGAGAAAGGCCAAUAAAGUAAAAACGAGGUGGUGCAUAGUUUACUGUGCAGUGAAGUUUAUAAUUCUGCAACGAAAAAUUUCAUUAAUGCAACCGCAAACAAUCGAGAACAAAAAUGAUUCAGUGGAUGAGAACUACGAGGAAAAGGACAAUGGGGAUGAUGCAGUAAACGCGGAACAAGAAACAGUCAAUGUCGAUGUGCAGUACCUUCACGACAAUGCAGACGAAUCGAAACCAGAGGAGACAAUAUCAACUAACUCUUCUUCUCAGUCCCGUCUAGACGAGCACGUGACUCUAAAUUCUAAACCCUCCAUGGCACACCACAGGAGAAACAACUCACUGUUCAGUGAUAAUAUGGAGCAGUUCUCAUCACUGACCUCCAAUAAACGAACUAUGUCCACCUCAAGUGCACACAACGUGAACAGAAAGUUAUUUGCGACUAACAGUCAGCUCUCGCUAGCCUCAGAACAUGAAGUAUCAUCUAAUCGAAUUGUCGCGCAGUCGACCUUGUCUAGAAGACCUCAAUACUCUUCGGUUGGAAAUGCACUAGAACACAGAGCAUCCAGUGAGAAUAACUCAACGCAGCCUGUAGGAGCGCUUUCACAUGUAGAUGAAGAUUUGUACGAAGGAAGCAAAAGGAAAAGUAAGGAGUUGAGGCCUCUGAAUAGUUCGACUGCAGGAAGUGAGUCAAGUAUGAACUCGAUCGCAGAACGGUUGAAUGGAGCAAAUGCACAUAAUUUCGGCGACAAUUUUAAGAACUCGAUGCUACAGCUUUCAUCAAUAGCGAGGAAAGUACUUUUUAAAUCUCAUUCUAUCUCUUUUACCGUCCCAGCGCCUACAAAAUUGGGUUUUAUGGUUUACUCUUUUAGCAAAGAAAACAUAUCGGAAUGCACUACCAGUGAUAAACACAGCGAAGACGAAAACUCGCUCAAGCCAGAUACUCCUUUCCUAUUACCACGAACUAGCAGCACAAGAAGCAGUUUCGAAUCAGAGGGAGGCAGCCGCAGCAUUUCAGCACUGCACAAAAGGGCAGUAAACCUAUUCGCGAAGGCGAGUGCACCUCUAACUGCACCAACGCUUGGAGAGACUGCAAAACCAUCGAUGCAUGGAUCAACUAGUACCAUAUCAGAAGACCAAACCAGCAUUUCUAGUAGCAUUCCAGUGCUAGGGGGACUCGGCUUGGGAGUUGGGGCAGGCGAUAAGAACGGAUCGAGAGAGAAUAUUUUGACUUCCGCCGCCAACUACACUCAGAAAGUGCUGCAGAAUAACUCAACGACCGGAAAGUGGAUGGACCGAAUUCAGCAGAUGAAGCAAGAGGUCAUGUACGUUGUGUCCAUAGACUCUAGCUUGGAACCAGAUGUUAGUAACUUAGCUAAACGGAUUGGCUCAGCAAAGCAACCUCAGACCCCGCAGCAAGCAAGUCCAAAGAACCAGCCAACGCAACAACCUCAACGACCCACUGAAACUUCGAGGCCCAACAUAAGUGCACAGAAGUAUGACGGCAGAUUCAGGAAGAAACCAAUUAGGAGUCUGGUUUCUGUAGAGAUGAGCUCAGUGUAUACCUGUGUCAAUCCCUCCUGUCAGAAGAUCAUGUACGAUGAGGACAUUAUGUCUCAAUGGAAUAACGAUGAUUCAAAUUUCAGUAUCAACUGCCCAUGUGUGAAAGGAAUGAGCGGCUACAACACUUCUAACUCUACUGCUACCAAGUGCGGAAGAUCACAGUUGCCUAAACUGACUAUCAUGAUCAAAGACCACAGGCCCCAAUACCUACAUUGCAGGUGCAGGAACUGUAUCAACACCCUGUCCAAAUACUGCCCGGAAUACUUGCAAAGGAAAUUGAAACCGGUUAACAAAGAUAGUAUAAUCCAGAAACAGUCUCUGAUUGAAGCGAGGCAACCAAAUGUAACUGUUGGUGAAGAUGCUAAUGGUGCGGGUCAGCAAUCGGUGUCCGCUGUUUACAACGUCGAAUCGAAUCCUACUGGCUCGCAUACAAGUCUCCACGAUGUCAGCAGCUCAAAUGCAGAUGAACAUUCUCUCAAUAGUACUACAUGCAACAACAGAAACGAAAACGGACCGGGAUCACCGCAACCAUCUCCUCGAAACAAUUCAGAAGAAUUGAAUUCCUCCUAUCCUACUCCUCAAGUUUCAAUAUCAGACGAUACUUGUCAUACAACAAUGGUUCUUCCAAGGACUGUCGGGCCAAUUAUUGUAAAUUAUUUGAGUCCACUAGUUGUAAGGAAGGCUCUUGAGCGUCUAAUCGACAAUACCGGAGCAUCUUCAGAGAUAUUCAGGUCUCAGGAUAUGGUGGAUGAAAAAACUGAUAUCUACUGGAAUCUAGUCUGGUAUUUCAGCAGGCUGGGGUUCAGGACACAUUUGAAUGAUUUGCUCCUGGGUUCGAGAGUCCUCAACGGAAACUUCAGUCAGAAUGAGCUCAAUAAAACAGAAAAUGAGAAAACAAGUUCGAUCGAGUUCAGAUCUACAUGUAUAAGGACGGAUGAAUCUCAAUCAGCGUCUAACGGCUUAAAUUCUGAAAUAAGUGCUGUUCACGUGGUUGCUCUGUGGGACAGACUUGUUCACCCGGCUCAGCGCAAAAGACUAAAUUCAUCAGAACAGCGGAAGAGUCAGUCGGAUUAUGAUCCGGCCUUCUCAGUGCCCUGGGAGUCGGAAACUCCUCUGUUUUUGAAUUGGGUGAAGAACGAAGAUACAAAAUUGAGUUUUCUGGAUCCAUGUGUGGGAGAGUUGCCAGACCGAUGGAAACCAGAAUUGGCGAAGAACAUAUUUGACGCAAUAUUCGAUGAGAAAGAGAUGGACUUAGUAAUGAAAGACAUUCUGACAUAUGUGACCAAGUACUCGAAGCCCAACGUGGAUGCGGUUGCAAAUCCUAAUAGAAGGGCGUUGCAUAGGGAGAUGCUGUUCACUGCCAUAGCCGCUCUAAAUCAGCGAAGAAUCAAUAUCAAAGCGUUUUACGAAACUUACGCGGAGUCCUAUCGGAGAGUGAGGGAGCACAGCUAUUAUGACAGCAAACUGCUUAGUCAAGACAUCCCGCCUACAGUACUUGCCACACAUUUCGCCGCCCAGUUCGGAAACCUCUCUAUCUGAACAACCCUCCGAAUCAAAUCGAGUCGACUAAUUUAAACCUUAUCUCCCGAACAGAGCCACAAUCUAAUCGUUUUGUUUGUUCUGACUAUGGACGGUAAAUAACAAAUGAUGAUCAGUCGAUGUGGUUAUUAUUAAGUGAUUGAAAACAAUUUAAUGGUGAAGUCGUUUAGCACAAUUUAUUGAUUAUAUCAAAUCGAUUCUCACUAACAAAGUUAUAGUCUUAUAAAAAAUGAUAGUUUAUCUUUGGAUACUGCUGAUAUCAUAGGUAGGUAGAUAGAAUGCUUCUUGUUAUUGUUUGAUCUGAUCAUUGUACGGCGCUUUCAAAUUCAGUUUGGUGUAAUAUCUUAGUUCUAGCUUGAUUUAAUAUCCAUUGGUACUUUAUUGUUUAAUAAAAAGGAAUGCAAACGAAGUUUUUCAUAAUAUAUCAUUUAUUUAAUUCUAUUUCCUUAAGUUUCUGAAAAGGCAUGCUGUUGAAAAGUUAAGACGUCGUCAAUAUUGUAUAAAAUGCGUUGGCUGAAAGAAUUGAUGUUGCACGUUGCCUUGAAUUAAAAUCUUUUGAUAUAUUUUCUUGGAUUCAUAUUUUAGUUGGUGCUCAAAAUUAUCAUUUGUUCGUUACCUUAAAGAGUCGUAUCAAUCAGUACAAUGGAAUUGAAUUGUUUUGAUACUGAAUGUAGGUUUCAAUUGCUUCUUUCAAUUUCUAAUUUUUUGUCUUCUAUGUAUAUGGAAAUUUUUAUCAAUAUGCUUUGUGAUUUGGACAUGAACUUUUACUUAAUAAUUUCAUUAGCUUAAAUAUUUAUGAAUGAAUGAUUAAUACAGUUCUAAAUUAUGUUUUCUUUUUUACUUAAAUCGAUUAAAAUUAAAGGAAUACUCAUAUACGCCUAGAGAGUUUUGUUCGCACUUUGAACAUUGAUUGCAAUGAUAGUGAUAUUUCAUUCUUCAACUAGCUAUCAGCGAGAGUGUUAUUACGAACCUUUUUUUCCAACCUAACUCGCAAAUGAAAGUGUUCACUCAUUUGGAAAUUUCACUGUGGCAUUGGAAAUUGCAUAGCAGCUGUUCUCUGCUUCAUAUGUGGCUAGUAUUUGAUACCUAUUAAGCGUCCGUGGUUACUGUGUUGAAUCCGAGACGUAACCAAAUAUAUAUAUAUAUUUUUCACUUAUUCAAGGCUCUUUUUGUUCCGACUUUCGCUAUGAAAGUAACGGAAUAUUUGUGAUCGGGGUGGGUUUUUUUUCUUCAGACAAUUUUCGACUUUUUAACUAGCCAUUUUUGACGGAAUUUUUUAUAUCAUUCGAAAGGUAUUGUUGUCCUGAGCUCAAAUUUGAAAAGAUAUUUCACCUGUGACCAUUUUUUGUAAAGUUACGGGGGUUUAAA
Molecule: messenger RNA, 7497 nt
Organism: Symsagittifera roscoffensis
Lineage: Eukaryota; Metazoa; Xenacoelomorpha; Acoela; Convolutidae
Product: DENN domain-containing protein 4C-like
Exons: 19
Coding region: 28-6129 (2033 amino acids)
Biological process (GO): regulation of Rab protein signal transduction
Cellular component (GO): cytoplasmic vesicle
Source: RefSeq, a predicted model, not a curated record